Acaulospora colombiana is the source of this 303-nucleotide messenger RNA. NCBI's taxonomy places the organism in Eukaryota, Fungi, Glomeromycota, Glomeromycetes, Diversisporales, Acaulosporaceae. The record is from the annotation of a GenBank genome assembly.
AAUGUGUGGAAUGCAAAGUAUCUGUUGACCCUGACGGCAUCCCUGGUCGGCUGCUUCCAAUACUUCGACAGUGAGGACAAUAACACCUGGAGGUCGGUCUAUGGUUACGGGCAAUACAUGCCUGGUGAAACGCUACGGAGUGGAUAUACCAGCGGAAAAGUUACGGAGAACAGAUAUAUAAACCUUGUGUUUGGUCAAGAUCUGCACCCAGAACCGCGCCGCCCGGCAAUUCCCUCGCUUUCUGAACAGUCCAUAUGCCAACUAUGCAAACACAAGUCACGCCUAAAACACCAGAAAGAAUAA